Messenger RNA from Malassezia pachydermatis, 597 nucleotides. Its product is annotated as acetyltransferase. Gene Ontology annotation, molecular function: acyltransferase activity, transferring groups other than amino-acyl groups. The transcript is spliced from 2 exons. Lineage: Eukaryota; Fungi; Basidiomycota; Malasseziomycetes; Malasseziales; Malasseziaceae. The record is from RefSeq and is a predicted model, not a curated record. Bases 1 to 597 code for a protein of 198 amino acids.
AUGACGUUACUACGUCAGGCCAUGGAGCUGCGGAUCCAUGUGUUUGGCGGGGAAUAUGGAUACGGUCGUGACAAGGAAGUGGAUGCGCUCGAUCACAUCUCCAUCCCGUUGGUCCUGCGACACCGUGAAGACGAGCUAUGGGGCGUCAUGCGUGUGAUCCCCUUUCCUGUACCUGAGGUUCCUCCAUGCUUCUACGAGGCUGAUCGUAUACGCACUAUGCCCGUACUUCCAGGGAGCGAGCGAAGUGUGGAUGAUAUGCUAGCGUACCUAUGUUCACAGCAGACCGUACAGCAGGACGAGCGAGGAGCGAUCGUGUUAUCCGGUAUUAAGCUCGGUCGCAUUGCUAUUCCUGCACCGCUACGCGGCCGUGGCAUAGGCCGUACCUUCAUGGCUCUGGUCGAGGCAUGGGCUACGUCUGUGCUGCAGCCGUAUGCGCAACGCUAUGCGCCGCAGGCUGUGUAUGCCACGGUACAGCUCACGGCACAAUCGGUCUCAAAAGGGUUCUAUGAGCAACUGGGCUACGUGGCCACCAGCGACGAAUUCAUACUGCUGUCGCAACCGCAUGUGUGGUACGCGAAACGUCUUCCGCUGUUGUAG